Molecule: messenger RNA, 1641 nt
Organism: Macrosteles quadrilineatus (aster leafhopper)
Lineage: Eukaryota; Metazoa; Arthropoda; Insecta; Hemiptera; Cicadellidae
Product: cytochrome P450 6B5-like
Exons: 1
Coding region: 19-1599 (526 amino acids)
Molecular function (GO): oxidoreductase activity, acting on paired donors, with incorporation or reduction of molecular oxygen; heme binding; iron ion binding
Source: RefSeq, a predicted model, not a curated record
AUUUUGACAAGAAAUAAAAUGGUCUACUGGGAUAUUUCACUCAGUACAGUGCUUUCCGUUAUUGCAUUAUUACUGGCAACUAUGUUGUAUUGGUAUCAAAGGAAAAGUUUUAGAUACUGGAAAGACCGUGGGGUACAGUAUAUUCAGCCAACAUGGAUUUUUGGAAGCAUAAAAGAUCCAUUGUUGCGGAAGAAAACUUGGACUGCUUUUAUUGACGAGAGUUAUAGAUUGUUUAAAGACAAAGGAUUCGGCGGGUUUUUCAUUUUUGGAAGGCCUGCUCUAUUCGUUUGUGAUCCAGGUUUGAUCGAGAAGAUGCUGGUUCAAGAUUUCCUCCAUUUCCACGACAGAUGGUCAGUAGGGAGCCGAGACAUAUUAACGAAGACUCUCAUGUACCAGACUGGGGAAAGGUGGCGGACGAUGAGGCACAAAUUGGGACAAUCCUUCACGUCAUCAAAGAUCAAGGGUAUGUUUGAACAGAUAUUCAGGUCUGGGGAUUAUAUGGUUGGCAAGAUAGACAAGAUCACAGAGAAAAAUGAACCGGUAAAAGUAGAACCCCUACUGUUUGUGUUUGUGACUGAAGCCCUUUCCAGCUGUAUAUUUGGAGUUCAGAUGACGUCGGAUAGUCACCAAAGGCAACGCAUCAAGGAGGUUGUGACUCUAAUGCACGAAACGAGCGCUAGCACUUUAAUAUCGAUGAUGUUAGCCCUUGUCUAUUCAAAACUGUUUUCGCUUUUGAAAAUCCGAGCUUUGCCCAAGAAAGUAACUGAAUUCUUUCUAGAUUUGACCAGAGGUGCCAUAGUAUACCGUGAUUUAAAUCGUGUUAAAAGAAAUGACUUUUUGCAAAUGGUACUAGCUUUGAAGGACCAAGAAGAAAACGGGAUUGUCGACAGCCCUCCGGACUUGACUGAAGAAGAUCAGAUUUUGAACCAGGUGAGGAACAUCCGAAAGUCGCAAGUAAAGGAGAACAUCUUCACUGAAGAUUGCAUCGCUGCUUUAAUGAUGAACUUUGUGUUUGCCGGGUUGAAGCCUUCAGUGGUCACUAUUGGUUUUGCGUUGUACGAGAUUGCAAAAAAUCAAGAGAUUAAGAGAAAGUUGCACUGUGAACUUGACCAAACUCUCUCGAAACAUAAGAGAUGGACUUACGAAGCAAUCAGAGAGCUGACCUACAUGGAUAUGGUCAUCCAGGAAACUCUACGACGAUGGAACGUCAACUUGGUACUCUUGAGGCAAGUGACUGAGGACUACAAAGUGCCGAAAACAGAUCUGACCUUGCAAAAAGGAACUUUGGUUGAAAUUUUGAUGUCUUGUUUACAUAUGGAUCCUCAGUAUUUUCCCAACCCGGAAGAGUUUAUACCAGAAAGAUUUACAGAAAACAGUUACAAACCUACUUCUACAUUCAUGCCUUUCGGACAAGGUCCCAGGAUAUGUAUCGGGGUCCGGCUAGCUGUCACGAUGAUGAAGGUGUGCUUGGCGAGGAUUUUGUCUGAAUAUCAGCUGGAAGUGAGUGAUAAAAUGACAUCACCUUUGGUGCUUGAUCCACAAACCUACUACCCUAAAGUGGUUGGCGGAACCUGGCUCAACUUCAAGAGAAGGUCCUAGAAAACAAGUGGGAGUUACAAAUUGUCGCUAGCAAGAUGUAGU